This is a messenger RNA of Lactuca virosa, 360 nucleotides long. Lineage: Eukaryota; Viridiplantae; Streptophyta; Magnoliopsida; Asterales; Asteraceae. The record is from the annotation of a GenBank genome assembly.
AUGAACAUAACAAGGGGCAAUGAGUUUCUGACUAGAUUAUGUGGUGAAGAGGAAGAGGGAAAUGAUAACGACAUAGGUGAUGAUGAUGAUGGGGGUGAAGAGGAGGCAAAUUUUGAUGCAUCAGGAAAUGGAGAACCUAGUCAACAAGGAGGUGGUGAAAUGGUAGUGCAGCUAAAUGACAAUGUCAAUGUUGGUGAGGUGCAUGUGCAACAGGAGGUCAUGGAAAGACCAAUUGCAGCCCUUUUGAAGAAAAUCAGAAGGAAAAAAUCUGAAAGGAUUCUCAAGCUGAAGUUGGCCAAGAGAGUUGGUGAUGAAGAUGCACCUGAGAAUUCUAAAGAUAAAGCUCUUGCUCUAGAUUAA